Molecule: messenger RNA, 439 nt
Organism: Striga hermonthica
Lineage: Eukaryota; Viridiplantae; Streptophyta; Magnoliopsida; Lamiales; Orobanchaceae
Source: the annotation of a GenBank genome assembly
GUUUAUGCUGCUGAGGGUGGCGUGGGCCCUGGUUAGGGCGCUUUCCCUUCUUGCGGUUCUAAUGGCCGUUCUUCCUCUUCCCGGAGCAAGAGGACGAAGGAACCGAAGUGAAAGGGGUAGGAUACUGAUAGGAAAUUUGAGGAACUACAGGUGGCUGAAAGAUGAGCGGUGGUGCAGUUUGAGUGGUCUGAGAAGCAUGAUAAUAGGACGGGACUGGAGCUAUCGGAAUCAGACAACUCUUAACCUCCUGAGCUCGCAGAACAGUAUCAGCAUAAGGCAUUGCUCCAUGGCUCCCUACAAGCUCGCAGACUCACUGAUUCAGCCCCUUCAGAUACUUGCGGGAUUUCUUGGCAUCAAUAUUCACCAUUUCGCCAGCAAAGAUACUCAUACGGGUGAAAUUGUGCGUGUACUCGUCCAUGCUAGCAUUACCCUGGUGGAG